Ostertagia ostertagi is the source of this 1239-nucleotide messenger RNA. Lineage: Eukaryota; Metazoa; Nematoda; Chromadorea; Rhabditida; Trichostrongylidae. The record is from the annotation of a GenBank genome assembly.
AUGAAAAUUGAUGGGUUAGAGGGAGGAGAGGCUAAGAGUCCAAAUCAGCAGGCGACUAACAUGGACUCUGAUCCCUCACUCGGUUCCAAGAGACGUUGGCAUGGACCUGACUACGCCCUGGAUAUGGACCGGACGGAAUUACGAGCCCGCCGUUUGCAAUUAUCGCAAGUAUGUGAUCUGGUGCCAACUCCGCCCACGUACCGUCAUGCUGUUAUCAAUACACUGGUGCAUUGUCAUAAAUCUGUGCAGAAACUUAAUGAGCAGGUGCAUCUCAACAUUGGUUUGAACAAGAUUCGUGAAACUGAAGAGCAGGUGAAAGAACUGCAAAAGAGUCUCACCUUGAAGAGCCGUGAGCUGGAGGAGAAGAAGACGGCUGCCAACUUGAAACUAAAGGAAAUGUUGGCUGAUCAGCAAAAGGCUGAAGACGAGAAACGUUUGUCUGAGCAACUUCAAAAGGAAUUGGCAGCGCAGCUGACGCAGAUCGCAGCAAAGAAAACCGAAGUGCAGAAAGAUCUCAGUCAGGUCGAGCCAGCUGUCGAAGAAGCCCAGCAAGCUGUCAAAGGAAUCAGAAAGAAUCAACUUGUGGAGGUCAGGUCAAUGGCAAGUCCACCAGUGAUGGUGAAAUUGGCACUCGAAGCCAUUUGCAUUCUGCUGGGAGAGAAUGUUGGUACCGAUUGGAAGGCGAUUCGUGGUGUCAUGGUCAAAGACGAUUUCAUGCCACGGAUUCUCGCCUUCGAUACUGACAGCAUCACGACGGACAUCUUGAAGCAGAUGGAGAAAUAUGUAAACAAUCCUGACUGGGACUUCGACAAAGUCAAUCGUGCUUCACAAGCUUGCGGUCCUAUGGUGAAAUGGGCAAAGGCUCAGCUGCUGUACUCUGGAAUGUUGCACAAGGUGGAACCUCUUCGUAAUGAGCUGAAACGGCUCGAAUCCGAUGCCAAGAAGAAGACCACUGAGGGUAAUGAGGUGAAGGCACGUAUUGCUCAACUUGAGCAGUCUAUUGCUGCCUACAAGGAGGAAUACGCACAGUUGAUCGGACAAGCCGAGAGUAUCAAGAUGGAUUUGGCAACUGUCCAGGAGAAGGUUGGACGAUCAACGGAAUUGCUAUCGUCACUGAGAUCUGAACGUGAUCGUUGGUCAGGUGGCUGUGAUGGAUUCGCUCAACAGAUGGAUACGCUUAUUGGAGAUGCGCUACUUUCGGGAGCUUUCCUCGCUUAUGCGGGUUACUUCGAUCAACAG